AUGGACGAGCCAAGGGAUAUGUAUGAGCUUUUCUCACGCUGUGAGAAAUAUAUCAAUUUGGCCGAAGUUCUUGUGGCCGAGAAGGAAGAUAAACCUGAGAAGCAAGCCCAAGAAAAGAAGGAUGAGUCCACCCGAGAAGCCGAUUCAAAGCUUAGCCGAGAUGACAAGGACAGUAGGAGAAAGAAAGAUGAAAGAAAAGCCUGGGUUCCCAAAGCCACUGAUCUAGAGUCAGAACCAGUCUAUACGGCCCUCACUCAUACCCGAGCUCACAUCCUGAAUGAGAUAAAGGACCAAGUGACCCUGCGCUGGCCUGCCAAGAUGGACCACAGCCAUGACACUGAAGAAUGUAGACAGCUGAAGGAUGAGAUAGAAGCCCUCAUACAAAGGGGACGCCUGGGCCAAUUUAUCAAGAAAGAGAGGGGCGACAGAAGACAAGAUUAUCGUGCUCGGGAGCCUGAGGGAAGACAAAGAUCGUCUGCCAGGGCCGAUAAGGAAGAACAAACUCGAGGUAAGCCCCACAUAGAGAAUGCAACCUUGAGAGAAAUAACCACCAUAUAUGGAGGAUCGGGCAUGGGAGGAGAAACCUCCAACUCUCGAAAACAUCAUGUUCGGAAUGUGCUCCACACUAAGAUGUCAGAUAAAAGGAGGAGGAUAGAUCAUUGCAUAACCUUCUCCGACGAAGAUUUGGCUGACAUUCAAUCUCCUCAUGAUGAUGCGCUGGUGAUCAAGAUGAUUAUUGCCAACUGCACGGUAGCAAGAAUCCUUGUGGACAAAGGAAGUUCAGCUGAUAUUCUGUACUACGAUGCAUUCAAAAAAAUGCUAUUAAAACCUGAGAUGCUGAAGAGAGUGGAAUCCCCCCUGUAG
This is a messenger RNA of Telopea speciosissima, 864 nucleotides long. RefSeq lists its product as uncharacterized. The transcript has 2 exons. The coding region runs from base 1 to 864 and encodes 287 amino acids. NCBI's taxonomy places the organism in Eukaryota, Viridiplantae, Streptophyta, Magnoliopsida, Proteales, Proteaceae. The record is from RefSeq and is a predicted model, not a curated record.